ACAGUCAGCUGUUGCGCCAAAGUUUUGAUGUACUAUGACAGCUUCCUCUGUCUAGUGUUUUUUAGAUGUUAUUCUUAAGUGGAACUUAAUUUCUUGGGUGCGCUUUUCGUCUGUACAACCCAUUGAAUCCGCCCAGUUUAUAAAUACUUAUUUAUUUUAAAAUAGUAAUAAUAAUAACUUUGCAUUUGGAGCUUUCGGAAUGAGCUUGAACGAGCACUCCUUGCAGGCUCUGUCAUGGAGAAAGCUGUACUUGAGUCGAGCCAAAUUAAAAGCCACGAGUCGCACUUCAGCCCUGUUGUCGGGCUUCGCCAUGGUCGCCAUGGUGGAGGUAAAUCUGGAAACAACACAUCAGUAUCCUCCUGGGCUGCUGAUAGCCUUCAGUGCCUGUACCACAGUUCUGGUUGCAGUUCAUCUCUUUGCCCUCAUGAUCAGCACCUGCAUCCUCCCUAAUCUUGAGGCUGUCAGCAAUGUUCACAACCUCAACUCUGUCAACGAGUCUCCCCAUGAGCGCAUGCACCACUAUAUAGAACUGGCCUGGGCUUUUUCCACAGUCAUCGGCACACUCCUCUUCCUCACGGAGGUGAUGCUCUUGUGCUGGGUGAAGUUCUUACCCCUUCAAAGCACUGAAAAAGACAGUGGCAGCAUAAGUUCUGGUGAGGCUGCAGCCAUCGCUUCCACCUGCAUCAUGGUGCCAUUUGGAAUUGUUUUUAUUGUGUUUGCCAUCCACUUUUACCGCACACUCGUUAGUCACAAAACGGACCGACAGAACCGAGAGCUGGAGCAGGUCAUUCGACUCCAGAACCAGCUGGACCACAGGGCUGAGAAUGACGACCUGAAGGCCGCUGUUGAUUUCCCUUGAUGAGCAGUGGACAUUCAGUGGUGCUUUCGUUGUGAAAUCUUAUAUAAAAGCUUUAUUUUUUAUGUUAAUAAAUAGUGAUACUUGUUUUUUAAAAUUUCAAUCUUCUUCUGGUGAGUAUUGCAGGUUUCGACUCAGUCUAUUUGUGGAUAAUACAUGUUCACAAAGUUUUACUCAGUAUGUCUGAGGAAAAUUGUUUUACCUUUACCGUGAAGGUAGACCUACAUAUACUGUAGAUUUCACUGGCUUGUAUGAUGACAUAGCUUAUCAUACUGUAACAUUAGGGCACUUGGAUGCUGUGGAGUAAUACCCAUUUUUUCUGGCUUUUUAGUAUGCAAAUAGCCAGCUACUGAUUAUAAAGUAUACACUCACCAGCCACUUUAUUGGGUACACCUGUACAAUUGUAUGCACUUCAGUGCAACGCU
Monopterus albus (swamp eel) is the source of this 1281-nucleotide messenger RNA. RefSeq names its product calcium release-activated calcium channel protein 1-like. Gene Ontology annotation, cellular component: membrane. The record is from RefSeq and is a predicted model, not a curated record. Gene Ontology annotation, biological process: store-operated calcium entry. NCBI's taxonomy places the organism in Eukaryota, Metazoa, Chordata, Actinopteri, Synbranchiformes, Synbranchidae. The transcript has 2 exons. Gene Ontology annotation, molecular function: store-operated calcium channel activity. Bases 200 to 859 code for a protein of 219 amino acids.